Messenger RNA from Acanthaster planci (crown-of-thorns starfish), 343 nucleotides. RefSeq names its product fibroblast growth factor receptor 1-like. Gene Ontology annotation, molecular function: transmembrane receptor protein tyrosine kinase activity; ATP binding. Gene Ontology annotation, biological process: positive regulation of kinase activity; protein phosphorylation; multicellular organism development. Gene Ontology annotation, cellular component: plasma membrane; signaling receptor complex. The record is from RefSeq and is a predicted model, not a curated record. NCBI's taxonomy places the organism in Eukaryota, Metazoa, Echinodermata, Asteroidea, Valvatida, Acanthasteridae.
CAACCCAGCUUCAGUAAAUCUCAGUCUCGAGAGUUACUCAAAUUUGCCAGGGACGUGGCGAGCGGCAUGUCCUUCAUAUCCUCACAAAAGUGCGUGCAUCGUGACCUAGCUGCACGUAACGUGCUGGUGAGUGAUGACUUGGUUUGUAAAGUGUCUGACUUUGGACUGGCCCGUGACGUCAUGAACAUCCGCAUCUACCAACGAGAAUCAAAGGGAGCUCUUCCCAUGCGUUGGAUGGCUUUGGAAUCUCUCCUUAGUGACGUGUACACAACGGAGAGUGACGUAUGGUCUUUUGGGGUUCUCCUGUGGGAGAUUAUCACUCUUGGUGCCAGGCCAUACGCGA